Molecule: messenger RNA, 490 nt
Organism: Perognathus longimembris pacificus (Pacific pocket mouse)
Lineage: Eukaryota; Metazoa; Chordata; Mammalia; Rodentia; Heteromyidae
Product: dynein light chain roadblock-type 1-like
Exons: 1
Coding region: 40-426 (128 amino acids)
Biological process (GO): microtubule-based movement
Cellular component (GO): cytoplasmic dynein complex; cytoplasm; centrosome
Molecular function (GO): dynein intermediate chain binding
Source: RefSeq, a predicted model, not a curated record
GACACCUUUAAGAAGCAUUAUACACUGGUCAAAAUAGCAAUGGUACCUGAUUGGCUAGAAAUAAGAAGCCUAGGCAGCUGGGAGCACGGAACUGGAGCUAGUGUCGGCUCCGCGGUGGUAGAGCAUCGGUCCAAGAAGGCAGAGGUGGAGGAGACACUGAAACGACUUCAGAGCCAGAAGGGAGUGCAGGGCAUCAUUGUGGUAAAUACAGAAGGCAUUCCCAUGAAGAGCACCAUGGACAAUCCCACCACUACACAGUACGCCAGCCUCAUGCACAACUUCAUCUUGAAGGCUCGGAGCACCGUGCGUGAAAUUGACCCCCAGAAUGACCUGACCUUCCUUCGAAUUCGUUCCAAGAAAAAUGAAAUUAUGGUUGCACCAGAUAAAGACUAUUUCAUGAUUGUGAUUCAGAAUCCAACAGAAUAAGCCACUCUUGGCUCCCUGUUCAUUCCUUAAUUUAAUGCCCUCCAAGAAUUAUCAUGUCAGCUGA